GUGAACCCCAUGCAGGUUUCCAGCACUGGCCAUGAGCUAGCAAUCCGAUUUAGGACAGACAACUCUGUCAAUGGGAGAGGCUUCAGUGCCUCAUGGCAAGCAGUCCCUGGAGGUUGUGGUGGGAUUUUCCAGGCUCCCAGUGGAGAGAUUCAUUCUCCAAAUUACCCCAGUCAUUAUAGAAGUAACACCGAAUGUUCUUGGGUUAUUCAAGUUGAAAACCAUCACCGUGUUCUCUUGAACUUCACUGACUUUGACCUUCAAACUACAGACUCUUGUAUUAUGACAUAUGAUGGUUCAAACUCUGCAACCACCCGCCUGGCCAGUGUGUGUGGAAGACGGCAGCCAGAGAACCCCAUCACUUCUUCAGGCAACAGCCUCUUUGUGAGAUUCCAGUCUGGCUCUUCUAGACAGAGCAGAGGCUUCCGAGCUCAAUUCAAGCAAGUCAAUCAUAUUACUCUAUCCUUUAUCCACUUUGGACUUGAAGGCAGUGAAGGGUGUACCCAUGACUUUGUAGAAGUUUUGGAUGGCCUCUACUCUGACGCACCCCUCCAAGGCCGUUACUGUGGCACCACCAUACCCCAUCCCAUCACAUCUUUUAGCAAUGGCCUGAUGCUGAGGUUUGUCUCUGAUUCUGGAAUGAAUUCUGAUGGAUUUCAGGCUGUAUAUGCUGCAUCAACAUCGGCUUGUGGUGGAAACUUCCACAUGGGUGAAGGCAUCUUCAACAGCCCUGGCUACCCAGAAAUUUAUCCCCCUAAUGUGGAAUGUGUCUGGAACAUUGUCAGUUCCCCUGGCAACCAGCUGCAGCUGUCUUUCAU
This is a messenger RNA of Castor canadensis (American beaver), 815 nucleotides long. The record is from RefSeq and is a predicted model, not a curated record. Lineage: Eukaryota; Metazoa; Chordata; Mammalia; Rodentia; Castoridae.